Messenger RNA from Coffea arabica (coffee), 453 nucleotides. NCBI's taxonomy places the organism in Eukaryota, Viridiplantae, Streptophyta, Magnoliopsida, Gentianales, Rubiaceae. The record is from RefSeq and is a predicted model, not a curated record.
AUGGCCUACCUUUUUGGGAUUCUUCGGGAUUCAAAUGGCCUACCUUUGAUUGGAUUUUCGGCAUAUCUUGGGGAAACUACAUGUAUCCGUGCAGAGGCUCGUGCCCUCCUUAUUGGUCUUCAAACAUGUGUACAUAAGGGUUUUGGGAAUCUCUAUGUGCAAUCUGAUUCUUUGGUUUUAGUUGGAAUUCUUCAGCAUCGCAUUCAGUGCCCCUGGCAGAUUCGACGGGAGAUUAGGCAGAUUUGGCAGUUCGUGGAAGAUCCUGAUCGCUUUUCACAUUGCUACAGAGAGGCUAACACGGUGGUUGAUGUGUUGUCCAAUGUGAGCGUAUCUCAUCCAGAGCAGCAAGUCAAGAUAUACGAGACCUUUAAUACGCUUCCACGUAUGGCUCGUGGGGCAAUUCGCCUCGAUAGACUAGGAUUGCCUUCUAUUCGAAAAAUUAGGUGUAUGUAA